CAUGAGCAGGGUGAGAUAUUCAGAGUCCCGGGCAGCGCGGCGCAGGCCACUCGAUAAAGCGGAGGAGGAGACGGCGGUCCGUGCGGUUUGAGCUCAGGAUCUCAGGAGGGGAACAUGUGAGCAGGGAAUGGGUGACUGGAAACAGGAUUAUUGCUUUACACAGCAGAGAGACGCAGGAGGGACCCGGGACAGGUAACUGCACUCACAGUGAUUUACUGCAGCAGGAAUGGAGCCGCGUUACUGAGACUCAGGACAGGGAUGAUGUAGAGGACAAACACGUCUACAACUUUGAAUGAACUGGACCGAGUUUGCAUGGCUCUUUAUUCUCACUUGUAACCCCAUAUAGAAAGCUAAAUACAAUAAACGUGACACAGGUUGUAACUUAAAUAUUACUAGUAAUACUACUAAUAGUAGUAGUAAUAUCGCUUAGGUGUUUUAUUUCAGUGCUGUUGCUGCGCGGAAUUUGCGCCAGGUUAAUGAUGAAAGCUCAAAGGUGCUUCUCUUGUCAGGACACAUUCAGUAUUCGACUAGAAGUUACAAAUUGAGGGUGAAAGUAGGAAAAAAUAAAAAUGUCACAUUUUUGUGAAGGCUGUAGGUUUGUUUGUAUUAAAAAGGGAGGAGGAGUGGAAGCACCAAACAAAAUAAACCAUUCACGAGUUCUUGACGCGCGACCACAGAGCAGAGGACGAUACUUGGAGGUGAAUUCCACUUGAACACAUUUUACAAACUCAAAUUUAGUGUUUAGUAGUAAAUCUUGCAGUACCACUUCCCUGCUGUCUCCUGCAAAUAAAGUGGAAGUGCAUUAAAUUGAAGAGAGUGGAAUCUUGUCACGUAGAAAAAUCAGAUAAAGAGUUAGUAAGUUUAUUGCAGCGCUGCAUUAACGAGUCACAUAACAUUUAUUUACUUGUCUCAUAACUGAUCUGCUGUCUGCAUGCAUUAUUCACAGUUUUAUUUAUGUCAAUUUCCUCACGCAUACCUUUGCACAUCAAUGGAUAUUUGUGCAUAAUGAGUCUGCACAAGUGCUUCUGUUGUUUUGUUUGUAAAGCAGCUGAUGCAUCAAAGCUUCGCUGUUAGGUACGAUCUGCUUUAAUCAGAUUGAUCAGCUUUUUAAAUGAAGUGUAAAUAAAUGAGCAAGCACAUUUAAUAAGGUUUGGAAUUUCAAUUUGUCAGAGAAAUGUUUUAAAGUGUGUUUUAAAGUACUGGCAUUAUUAAGUGUUUUUUUGUUUUUUUGUUUUUUUGUGAUCCUUGUGGCCAAAGGUCAAGUUGUAUUAGUUUCCCUGGCGAAUUUACUUGUCAUCCUCCGAGGUAUUUCUGAGCACGCUUUGUGUAAAAUAUGUACACUUGUUCCACAGAAGAGACACUGGGACACUGUGACAACUCCGUGGAUUUCCUUCCUUCCUUCUGAUAUUUUACGCGUCAGAGAAAAACGGUGGAUUGUCUGACCAAAGAUGAACACCAUCGUCUUUAACAAGUUGAGCAGCCAGGUUCUGUUUGAGGAGAAAGCGAAGGAGGUGGAAAUGAGCAGCAGAAAUUAUCUAGAAGUGAUCGACGGACAGCAUCCAGACCUCCUCUCCAGCAACCAGACCAUCAGAGACAACCAGGCGAUCAGACACCGGCGGAGCGGGGGUCGUCCCAGUGGUGGUAAAGUCCGACACAAACGUCAGGCCCUGCAGGACAUGGCGCGGCCGCUCAAGCAGUGGCUCUACAAGCACAGGGACAAUCCCUACCCCACCAAGACAGAGAAAAUCCUCCUGGCACUCGGCUCCCAAAUGACGCUGGUUCAGGUGUCCAACUGGUUCGCCAAUGCCAGGAGGCGACUGAAGAACACAGUGAGGCAGCCGGACCUGAGCUGGGCACUCAGGAUCAAGCUGUACAACAAAUAUGUUCAGGGGAAUGCAGAGAGGCUGAGCGUUAGCAGCGAUGACAGCUGCUCAGAAGAUGGGGACAACCCUCAGAGGACACAGAGUAGCCCCGAGGAGCUCAACAAGCCCAUGUACCAGAGUGUGAUCAAGAAGGAGGGCUCCUCCAUGGUGGGGAUGGCCAUGGGCAUGGGCAUGGGCAUGAGCAUGGGUAUGGGCGCGGGGCUGCGUUCGGCCGCCGAAGCCGCCUCACUGGCGGAGGACUACGUGUCUCCACCCAAGUACAAGAGCAGCCUGCUGCACCGUUACCUGAACGACUCGCUGCGCCACGUCAUGGUGGCCAACGCCGUCAUGGACGCUCGAAAGAGAAACCACUCCGGCUCUUUCAGCUCCAACGAGUAUGACGAUGAGCUGCUCUCGCCGUCCUCCUCUGAGGCUGAGGCGAACUUUGUUUAUCGGGCUGAAACCACAGAGCAUGGAUCAAGUAAAUGUGACAGCUCGCUCAUCAGCAGCAGCGGUGGCCCCAGAGCCACACAGAAAGAAAAGGCGAAAGGCAAAGACGAGACAUACUGGAAGGAGAUCAACGCCGCCAUGGCCUUGACCAACCUGGCACAGGGGAAGGACAGUGCCUCCGGGACCACCAGCUGCAUUAUCCAGAAGUCCUCUCAUAUAGCAGAGAUCAAGACUGUCAAAGUGCCGCUGGUGCAGAAAUAUUAGCCUGGACGUCGUCCUCCCGUCCCCUCUAUGCAAACCAGCAAACAUUCCUGUUUCAGCAAACUCACCAGAGUCCAAAUAAACUCCCCCCUCCCCACCCCAAAAUGAAAAGAACUGUUGUUUAGGGAGGGUGGUCGUGGGGUGGGGGUAUUUGAAGUCAGGAAGUGUGAGGCAGAAAAAGAACUUUCAUUCUUUUUGGUUGUUAUUGAUGUCUGAAAAAAAAGGUUCAUAAGAGGCCUUGGCUAUCUUCUCUUUUGCGAGUACUAGUUUUAGCAGCAGUAUUUCCUUAAAAAAAAAAAAGAAAAAAACUUUUGUAAUGUUAACUUAUUUUUUUUCAUGUUUUAUUUUUUAUUUCUUCUUUUUUUAACGCUACAAAUUGAGUCUUUUUGCCAAAGUGCCUUUGUUGUUUAGACAAAUAACUCACUGACUGUGGUCGAUGUGGAGCACAGAUACUGACGUGCCUCUGGAACACUUUUUUAGGGUCCCAGUCAUGAUUCAGGAUUCAGGAUUCAAUUUGUGAAUGAAAAUUCCCAGCAACAGCAUGUGCCUUAAGGGCUGAGUGAGCUCAGCAAUCCGAGGCGCCGACGAACUCGAGUGGCACACACUUGUACGGGUGUGCACUGGGCUUGGGAAAAUGCCCGGUGUGAAUCCUCUGAAGGCAUUGUUCUUGUUUUGACUGGAGUCUUCAUUUUGACUGUAAACUGAACUCUGUCCCAGUCCCAGCCACGUCGAUGGCGGGCCAACAGCAACUGCUGGCUACGCAGAUAAGCAGCCAGCUCUCUCCUCCUUGUCCACAUCUCGGCCUUGGAUUUCAUUAACCAGCGAAGGAUUCCUUUCUUAUCGUGGCUUUUUACUUGCUCAAAUGUGCACAUGACACUCAGCUGGACCCAAAUGAAGACGCGGUGACAAAGAUAUACGCAUUAGAGGCGUGCUUUAAGGCUCAGUGGAGGAAUGCCAUGACCUAAAAGGGAUGUUUUUGCUUUGCAUUAUCAGUGUUUUAUGCGGACACUGUUGCCUUUUCACGUCUGCGCUCAGAACAAGAUGGUCUAGUAUGAGAAAAAAAAGCCACCGCCACGAGCACCCCCAGCCUUUUGAUCCUCAGCCCUCUCAGCUGUUUAGCAUUACAUUCUAAUUGCUGUUUACAAGGAGCCAGAGGACAGGCUUAAAAGUUUGACUUUCUUCCCCUUCGCUCCGUUUUUUUUACCCCUGACUUCAAAAAUACAUUUCAGUAUUAUCUUUUCGUCGGCCAAGCAAGUAUUUGUUAUUGUCCGUCUGUGUGUGUGUGUGUGUCUGUUUUGUUCUUGAUCAAAACUCAGUUUCUCUUAAGCAUCAAGCGCUUCUUCUGUCAUCCAAUGGAAAGAAUCUAGAAUGUACUAAUGUACGGUGCAUAUGUUAGAAACGUUUGGGGGGACCGAUGCCAACUUCACAAACAGGGGGAAUGAAAUUGAAGUCAAUGGGAGAAGUUGAAGUUGGCUCUCUGUGCUGACUUUUUAAUUUUAUGUAUAUCUUCAAGGUACUGUUUAUAUGUGUCAAAAUGUACACUCCUUCAGAAAUUGUGCAGUUUUCCUUCUUUUUUUUGACAAACCCAGACUGUGCAUCUGGUCAAGGACUUUGAGAGGGAGUGAAGCUGCACAAAGUAACUUUUUGACCUUUUUAUGUGUCUUGAAUGUGCAAACUGUUUAAAAAAAAAAAGCUGCACUUACAGUUUUCAGUGGAGGUGUUUUUACAUAAAAAUGAAUGGAAGUAAAGAGAAAUGAAGGACAACUCUAUGUUAUUCCUGUUAGUGUGACUAUGGAAGUAUUAUGGAAUGAAUCGCACUAGCCACUCCCCAGGCACUAUUUGCUUAUGCAGGUGGGGGGGCUCCCACAUGUGUUUUUUAUACACCUGAUCCAGGCAGGGUGGCUGCGGGGUACCAUCGGACCCGCUCCUUGUGUUUCUAAUCGCACUUCUGAACCUCUGGGCCGCUCGUGACCCUCACACCUCACACAAUACCCGCUUUCUGGGAAGAGGCAGAGCAAAAGGACGGAGGCUUCAGAGACAACAAAGAUGCCUUUGUUGUUCCUACCUGCCACCCCCCCAAAAGAAAACCCUACAAGUAUAAACAAAGCCAAGAGUUUUGGUACUGUAUAUGUCUUUCUCCAGCACAAACCAUGCUUUCACAACCAUGCUGACGAAUGGAAAGCAAGCAAACGUAUAUUAAAGCUUAUAAAUUAUUAUUUCUGACUUUGUCGAAACAAAGAAAGUGGUGACCAUAGUUUGGUUCUUUUAUUGUUAAGUUAUAUAAAUUGAAAUGUUAUGUUUAUUUGUUUGUUUGUUUUGAUAGAGACUGGAUUUUCAAUCCAAUGACCAAACACAUAUCUCCUCAUCUUGUCCGAUUUGCUCUCUUGUAAAAUAUCUUUUAUAAAAACAGUUGUUACUUGAUGAAAGCAAUGAAUAAACCUCUAAAUGAAAUCAAUGGGGUUUGGGGUUUGUUUUUGUUUGUUUUUUUUCAUGUUACUGGUUCACUAACGAACUUAAUACCAAGCAACAACUUCCACGGGUGAAAAUUAAGCCAAUGUGGAAGUUCCUGUAACCUUCCUCAUUUGGCCAAUUGAGGCCCUCUGUUUCGCAGACAGGUAUCUGUUUGUGCUGAUAGGGCGAUUAACUGUGAUAAAUAGAAGUGGAAUCACAAAUCUGCUGUUGUCUGCAUACACAACAAAAAUUGCACCAAAUGGAAUUUCACAUUAGCUUGCAGGUCAAGCCAGAAGCUCAUAGGUUUGAAAAGAAAACAAGAGUACAACCUUUUAAGUUGAGCCUCCUAUUGCAAAGAGAUGCAUGUUGUGCAAGCUGACUCUGACUGAUUGCAACCCGUUGGCAAUCUGUCCACAUUUUGAAAUUAGUUGGCAAUGAUUUGCAAACCUUAAACAAUCUGUCUGACAGUGAUUGCAGUCAGACUGUUGUUGUUUGGAGACAGGUCACUGUAACUACUUGCAAUCAGCUGCUGAAAGUAAAAACAAGUAAGAAGAAAUAAAACAAGAAACCAACAAUUUUUCCUAGUGGUAAGUAGGCUGCCAUUCUAUUUUCACUCUAGUGUGACUGAGCUGUGAUAUUACUUACAACUACGUGCAUCUGGCCUUGUUAACCAAGCUUCCUAGUGUUAACUGAUAACUUAGCACUCCACCCUCUGAUCCUUUAACACACCCCAAAAGACAAAAAGGCAAUUCUCUAAUCAAGGCUUUAAAACAGGCUAUUACAAGCUACAGGUGGUUAAGGUGGGUACAUGCAUAUACAAUUAAAGCUUAAAUGUUAAAAAAUUGCUAACAUGUUAAACUGUUAGCAAUAUCAGCAAUCACCGGAAGUCAUGCUUUCAUCGUAGAUGUAAAGAACAUUGGAGAGAAAUGUGCGAUCAAAUGUAGGGUUUCUACAUGUAAAAGAAAGAAGAAACACAAAAACAUAUAUAGCCUGUGUGGAACUGAGGAGAUUUGUAAUAAAUCUAUUUGGGUUUACAACAAUAAGCGAAACCUCUAAUAGUACGUUCAGUUACUUUAUUCAGUUAUAGUCCAGAUUUAAACACAAACUAAAGAAAUUUUACAUGGUAAGAGUAUUUAGAGAGAAUGAAAG
Molecule: messenger RNA, 6173 nt
Organism: Haplochromis burtoni (Burton's mouthbrooder)
Lineage: Eukaryota; Metazoa; Chordata; Actinopteri; Cichliformes; Cichlidae
Gene: mkxa
Product: mohawk homeobox a
Exons: 6
Coding region: 1449-2576 (375 amino acids)
Biological process (GO): muscle organ development; cell development; regulation of transcription by RNA polymerase II
Cellular component (GO): nucleus
Molecular function (GO): DNA-binding transcription factor activity, RNA polymerase II-specific; RNA polymerase II cis-regulatory region sequence-specific DNA binding
Source: RefSeq, a predicted model, not a curated record